Molecule: messenger RNA, 1918 nt
Organism: Purpureocillium takamizusanense
Lineage: Eukaryota; Fungi; Ascomycota; Sordariomycetes; Hypocreales; Ophiocordycipitaceae
Gene: RPT1
Product: 26S proteasome regulatory subunit 7
Exons: 4
Coding region: 217-1539 (440 amino acids)
Biological process (GO): proteasome-mediated ubiquitin-dependent protein catabolic process
Cellular component (GO): proteasome regulatory particle, base subcomplex
Molecular function (GO): ATP hydrolysis activity; proteasome-activating activity; ATP binding
Source: RefSeq, a predicted model, not a curated record
CCGUGCGUCAAGCUCAAGGCAACUGUGAUUACGGAAUGCUUCCAUCGACUGCCUCCAACAAGCGUGUCACAGCACCUCUUCAUCCACAUCACAACUGGUCCGAAUCGAUCCCGCUCGACUUCUUUCAUUUCCCACGCCCUAUUCAUAUCGCAUCUUCGACGCCUCUCGACACAUAGCCAGUGCCGACGGCAGCGUGCCCUGUCCGCGGCCUUCACCAUGCCUUCCGCGACCGGUCAAAACUGGGAAAAGUACCAGAAGACCUUUGCCGACGAUGAGGUAGAGGAGAAGAAGAUUACUCCUCUGACAGAUGAGGAUAUCCAGGUCCUCAAGACCUACGGCGCGGCGCCGUACGGUGCAUCAAUAAAGAAGCUGGAGAAGCAGAUCAAGGAGAAGCAACAGAGCGUGGACGAAAAGAUUGGCGUCAAGGAAUCCGACACCGGUCUAGCACCGCCGCAUCUGUGGGAUGUGGCCGCCGAUCGUCAACGGAUGUCUGAAGAACAGCCUUUUCAGGUAGCGCGGUGUACCAAGAUAAUCGAAGACGAGAAGGGCGACGAAUCGAAGAAGAAAUACGUUAUCAACGUCAAGCAAAUCGCAAAGUUCGUCGUCCAGCUUGGCGACCGCGUCAGCCCCACGGAUAUCGAAGAGGGCAUGCGUGUCGGCGUCGAUCGUAACAAGUAUCAGAUCAUGCUGCCCUUGCCGCCCAAGAUUGACGCCAGCGUCACCAUGAUGACCGUGGAGGAGAAGCCCGAUGUCACGUAUGGCGAUGUCGGUGGUUGCAAGGAGCAGGUUGAGAAGCUGAGGGAAGUCGUCGAGAUGCCUCUGCUCUCUCCCGAGCGAUUCGUCAACCUCGGCAUCGACCCACCCAAGGGCGCCCUUCUCUACGGACCUCCCGGUACCGGAAAGACGCUCUGCGCCCGAGCGGUCGCCAACAGAACCGACGCCACCUUCAUCCGUGUCAUCGGCAGCGAGCUGGUGCAAAAGUACGUCGGCGAGGGCGCUAGGAUGGUCCGCGAGCUCUUCGAGAUGGCCCGGACGAAGAAGGCAUGCAUCAUCUUCUUCGACGAAAUCGACGCUGUUGGCGGUGCUCGAUUUGAUGACGGCGCUGGCGGCGACAACGAGGUGCAGAGGACCAUGCUUGAGCUCAUCACGCAGCUUGAUGGCUUCGACGCCCGAGGCAACAUCAAGGUCAUGUUUGCCACCAACAGACCCUCCACCCUGGAUCCCGCCCUGAUGCGUCCGGGACGUAUCGACCGCAAGAUCGAGUUCUCUCUCCCCGACCUCGAGGGACGAGCCAAUAUUCUGCGCAUCCACGCAAAGAGCAUGUCGGUUGAGCGGGACAUUCGGUGGGAGCUCAUCUCCCGCCUGUGCCCGAACGCGACCGGUGCCGAGCUGCGGAGCGUGUGCACCGAGGCCGGCAUGUUCGCCAUCCGGGCGCGGAGAAAGGUGGCCUCUGAGAAGGACUUCUUGAGCGCCGUCGACAAAGUCAUCAAGGGCAACCUCAAGUUCAACUCGACGGCCACGUACAUGCAAUACAACUAAAGGCAGCGGAGGGUUUCUCGUGUACUUUUUUGCUCCUGUAUUGCAAUCCACCUUAUCGCGCUGUGUAUGACUACGAGGCGGAGCGAGAUGGGGGUGGGUGGGCUUCCAGACGCGUCACUCAUAGCUUUCCAUGGUAGAGGAAAUAGAAGCCGGCGUUGACGGUGUCGCCAGAAGACCCCAGUUUCACGGACACAUGACAUCACCCAAGUGCUACACGCAAUGUCCAGUUGGCUAUCAGUACCAGAGAUUCAUGUCUGGCCUGGAAUCGGAACUUGGAUUGUCCGACGAAUGCAUGGCUGUCCCAUCACAUGUUUGGCGGUUGUUGAGCAGCGGCAACUUGACUGUGCCACACUGCCUUGCCUAUGCUGCAGAAAAAGAA